CCUGGAAGUUGCGGGAGCGCGAGGAGCCGUCGCGGGCUGCGCGCCCUCGGCCGGACGGGCCCGGCUCCCGCGCACAGCGCACCCGGUGCCCAUGGCCCUGAGCAAAGGGCUGCGGCUGCUGGCGCGGCUGGAGGCCACGGGCGAGAGCAGCGUGCUGCUGGAGGCGCGCGGCCGCGGCGACUGCCUGCUCUUCGAGGCCGGCACGGUGGCCACGCUGGCUCCGGAGGAGAAGGAAGUCAUUAAAGGACAGUAUGGCAAGCUCACGGACGCGUACGGCUGCCUGGGGGAGCUCAGGGUGAAAUCUGGUGGCGCUUCCCUGAGCUUCCUGGUGUUGGUGACAGGCUGCACGUCGGUGGGCAGAAUUCCAGAUGCAGAAAUCUUCAAAAUCACGGCCACGGAUUUUUACCCUCUCCAGGAGGAGGCCAAGGAGGAGGACCGGCUGCUGGCCUUGAGGAAGAUCCUCAGCUCGGGCGUGUUCUACUUCGCCUGGCCCAACGACGGCUCCCGCUUUGACCUGACUGUGCGGGCACAGAAGCAGGGUGACGACAGUUCUGAGUGGGGGAGCUCCUUCUUCUGGAACCAACUAUUGCACGUGCCCCUGAGGCAGCACCAGGUGAGCUGCUGUGACUGGCUCCUGAAGGUCAUCUGUGGGGUGGUGGCCAUCCGCACAGUGUACGCGUCACACAAGCAGGCCAAGGCCUGCCUCAUCUCCCGCAUCAGCUGUGAGCGUGCCGGCGCUCGCUUCCACACUCGAGGCGUGAACGACGAUGGCCACGUGUCCAACUUCGUGGAGACAGAGCAGACGAUUUACAUGGAUGAUGGAGUGUCGUCCUUUGUCCAGAUCAGAGGCUCGGUUCCACUGUUUUGGGAGCAGCCAGGGCUCCAGGUGGGCUCCCACCAUCUGAGGCUCCGCAGAGGCCUGGAAGCCAACGCCCCUGCUUUCGACAGGCACAUGGUACUUCUGAAGGAGCAGUAUGGGAAGCAGGUGGUCGUGAACCUGCUGGGGAGUAGAGGCGGAGAGGAGGUGCUCAACAGGGCCUUUAAGAAGUUGCUCUGGGCCUCUUGCCAUGCUGGCGACACGCCUAUGAUCAAUUUUGACUUCCAUCAGUUUGCCAAAGGCGGGAAGCUAGAGAAAUUGGAGAACCUGUUGAGGCCUCAGUUAAAGCUACAUUGGGAUGACUUUGAUGUGUUCACCAAGGGCGAGAAUGUAAGUCCACGUUUUCAGAAAGGCACUUUGCGGAUGAACUGUCUUGACUGCCUGGACCGAACCAACACCGUGCAGAGCUUCAUCGCACUUGAGGUCCUUCAUCUGCAGCUCGAGAGCCUAGGGCUGAAUUCAAAACCCAUUGUUGACCGCUUUGUGGAGUCCUUUAAAGCCAUGUGGUCUCUGAAUGGGCACAGCCUGAGCAAGGUGUUCACGGGCAGUAGGGCCCUGGAAGGGAAGGCCAAGGUCGGGAAGCUGAAAGAUGGGGCCCGGUCUGUGUCUCGCACCAUCCAGUCCAACUUUUUUGAUGGGGUGAAGCAGGAGGCCAUCAAGCUGCUGCUAGUUGGAGAUGUCUACAAUGAGGAGUCAACAGACAAAGGAAGGAUGCUCCUGGACAACGCGGCCCUCCUGGUGACCCCCAGGAUCCUAAGAGCUAUGACAGAACGUCAGUCAGAAUUCACCAACUUCAAGCGGAUCCAAGUCGCCGUGGGGACCUGGAACGUGAAUGGAGGGAAGCAGUUUCGCAGCAACCUCCUGGGGACAGCAGAGCUCACAGACUGGCUGCUGGACGCGCCCCAGCUCUCCGGGGCUGCCGACAUCCAGGAUGACAGCAGCCCUACUGACGUGUAUGCCGUGGGGUUUGAAGAGAUGGUGGAGCUGAGUGCAGGGAAUAUUGUCAAUGCCAGUACCACCAACAGGAAGAUGUGGGGCGAGCAGCUGCAGAAAGCCAUCUCACGCUCGCAUAGGUACAUUCUCUUGACCUCGGCACAGCUAGUGGGCGUCUGUCUGUAUAUCUUUGUACGUCCGUACCAUGUUCCGUUCAUCAGGGACGUGGCCAUCGACACGGUGAAGACUGGCAUGGGGGGAAAGGCAGGGAACAAGGGUGCCGUGGGCAUCCGCUUCCAGUUCCACAGCACCAGCUUCUGCUUCAUCUGCAGCCACUUGACAGCUGGGCAGUCACAGGUGAAGGAGAGGAACGAGGACUACAGGGAGAUCACCCACAAACUCUCCUUCCCUGCGGGGAGAAAUGUUUUUUCUCACGAUUAUGUGUUUUGGUGUGGCGAUUUCAACUACCGGAUUGAUCUCACUUAUGAAGAAGUCUUCUAUUUUGUUAAACGCCAAGACUGGAAGAAACUUCUGGAAUUUGAUCAGCUACACCUGCAGAAAUCAAGUGGAAAAAUUUUUAAAGACUUCCACGAAGGAGCAAUUAACUUUGGACCCACCUAUAAGUACGAUGUGGGCUCUGCUGCCUAUGAUACCAGUGACAAAUGCCGCACCCCGGCCUGGACAGACAGGGUACUGUGGUGGAGGAAGAAGCGUCCUUUUGAUAAAACAGCUGGAGAACUCAAUCUUCUAGACAAUGAUCUAGAUGGAGACACCAAAGUCAGACACACCUGGUCUCCCGGGACCCUCAGGUACUAUGGCCGAGCUGAGCUACAAGCAUCUGAUCACAGACCCGUGCUGGCCAUCGUGGAGGUGGAAGUACAAGAAGUCGACGUGGGUGCUCGGGAGAGGGUUUUCCAGGAAGUGUCCUCUUUCCAGGGCCCCCUGGACGCCACCGUUGUUGUAAACCUUCAGUCGCCAACCCUAGAAGAGAAAAGCGAGUUUCCCGAGGACCUGCGGGCUGAACUCAUGCAGACCUUGGGGAACUUUGGGACAAUUGUGCUCGUCAGGAUCAACCAAGGACAGAUGCUGGUGACAUUUGCAGACAGUCACUCAGCCCUCAGCGUCCUGGAUGUGGAUGGCAUGAAGGUGAAAGGCAGAGCGGUGAAGAUUAGACCGAAGACAAAGGACUGGCUGAAAGGUUUGCGAGAGGAGCUCAUUCGAAAACGGGACAGCAUGGCUCCUGUGUCCCCCACUGCCAAUUCCUGUUUGCUGGAGGAAAACUUCGACUUCACGAGCCUAGACUAUGAAUCAGAAGGGGAUGUUCUCGAAGAUGAUGAAGACUAUUUGGUGGAUGAGCUCGUACAGCCUGUGGUCUCAGACAGUGAGCUGGGGGGAGACGACCCUCCUGAUGCCCCCAGCACUACAGCGGUGGCACCUGCCAGCAAGUCUCCAGCACUAACCAAAAAGCAGCACCCGACGUACAAAGACGAUGCUGACCUGGUGGAGUUAGAGCAGGAGCUGGGAGCCAUCGGAGAUUUCCGCCACCGUUCUCCAAGCAGGUCUCUGUCAGUUCCCAGUAGGCCUCGGCCACCUCACCCACCACAGAGACCCCCCCCUCCAACUGGUUUAAUGGUGAAAAAGUCAGCUUCAGAUGCAUCCAUCUCCUCCGGCACCCAUGGGCAGUAUUCAAUCUUGCCGACAGCAAAACUUUUGCCUGGAGCACCUCGGCAACCCCCCAAAGCUAGGACUGGAAUAAGUAAACCUUACAAUGUCAAGCAGAUCAAAACCACCAAUGCGCAGGAGGCAGAAGCAGCAAUCCGAUGUCUCCUGGAAGCCAGAGGAGGCGUCCCAGAAGAAGCCUUCAAUGCCAUGGCCCUGAGAGACCAAGGAUCCUCCAAACUAGAGCCCAGCCCUGGGGAGGCCAGACCUGAGCCCUCCCAGGUGCCCCCACUCCUGCCCCGGCGGCCUGCACCCAGGGUUCCUGCCAUCAAGAAGCCAACCUUGAGGAGGACGGGAAAGCCCAUGUCACCAGAAGAACAGUUUGAGCAACAGCCUGUCCAUUUUAUAGUCGGAGACCCAGAGACAAGCCUUGAAGCCCCUCUUCCGGCUACAGCCCCUCGAGUCCCUCCUGUUCCCAAGCCAAGAACAUUUCAGCCCAGUAAAGGUGACGAGAGGAGGCCCAGCAGUGGAAAGCCAGUGCCAGAUGAAGCCCCUCUUAUGGCAGGAGCCACCAUGCCACCUGCUCCAGAGGCUCCAUCUCUGGUGCCCAGGGUGCCCCCAAGGAGGAAGAAGUCUGCACCAGCAGCCUUCCACCUGCAAGUUCUGCAGAGCAACAGCCAGCUCCUCCAAGACCUCACCUGCAGCAGCAGCAAUGGCAGCAGUAGCAGCAGCAGCAGCUGUCUAUCCGGACACCAGCCCGACACUGAUAAUCUCUUUCCACAAGUGGGUUUUCUUGGCACUACAUCUGCCACAAGCCUAGAAACUGAUAGCUCCAGAGUAAUGAAGCCAGAAGCAGCCUCCCUUCUUGGUGAUUAUCCGGAUCCCUUCUGGAACCUUCUCCACUACCCUAAGCUGUUGAAUAAUGCCUGGCUUUCCAAGAGCUCUGAUCCUUUGAAUGCAGGGGCCAGGAGCCCUGAGAAGGCACCCAGAGACCCAGCACAGGUCAGCGCUUCAGAAGCUGCUGAGGGCAAGAUGCCAUUAGACCAUGGGGGAGAAACCUUUGGUCACUGGGUGACCAUCAGUGACAAAGACAAGAGGACGACACUGCAGGUGUUUGACCCACUGGCAAAAACAUGACAGACAACUCUGAAGGCACUCCUUCGCAGAAUGGAGCCCUUCUUCCCCAUAGGCAAGGCUUGAGCAGGGCAAAGCAGACAUCUAUUUAAAGGCACACUGAAAAGAACAUUAGUGCAUCUGUCACUCUUGUGUAGUUUACGACAACUCUUUUUUCAAUAAGAUUGUUCAGCUAUGAAUAUGGUUUAUUCAAGAUUUGUGCAUUUUAAAUUUGC
Molecule: messenger RNA, 4818 nt
Organism: Marmota flaviventris (yellow-bellied marmot)
Lineage: Eukaryota; Metazoa; Chordata; Mammalia; Rodentia; Sciuridae
Gene: Synj2
Product: synaptojanin 2
Biological process (GO): synaptic vesicle endocytosis; phosphatidylinositol dephosphorylation
Cellular component (GO): presynapse; perinuclear region of cytoplasm
Molecular function (GO): phosphatidylinositol-4,5-bisphosphate 5-phosphatase activity; RNA binding; SH3 domain binding
Source: RefSeq, a predicted model, not a curated record